Messenger RNA from Paramecium octaurelia, 1160 nucleotides. The record is from the annotation of a GenBank genome assembly. NCBI's taxonomy places the organism in Eukaryota, Ciliophora, Oligohymenophorea, Peniculida, Parameciidae.
AUGAAAGUAAUUGCUGUGACUCUAGUGUUAUUGUUAGCAGGUAAAGCAUUAGCCGGUGAUCUAACCAAUAGGUAGCCUAUAUCAAAUUAUACUAGAUAUCCAAUCAUUGGUAAAAGCAAGCCAACUCUUGUUAGUAUCUUGACAGAAUUGGAAAGCAAAUUAUCAUCAGGCGGAUCGAUUGAUACAGCUGUGAACUUCUUAUCCAAUCUUAGAGCUUCAAUAGAUUCUGAAUAAAUUAGACAUGAUCAAUUAUACACAGAUCAAAGAAAUCAAUGCAAUGCUGAAUUAGAAUUGAGAACCAAAGAUGUGAAAGAUGCAGAAUAAGUAUUGAACAGAGCAACUGAGUAAUAUGAGAAUUGUUCUACUUCUAAGAAGAAGGCCGAUGCUGAACUCGAUAACAACUUAGAUAGCCAAAAAGUAUUUAGAAAUACAUAAUUUAAAGGCUACUGAUACCGACAUCAAGAUUUUGGAUUCAAUUAGACAAGCUGGUGCAACAAAUUAUAAUGCUAAGAAAUAGGAUCAUAUUGAUGCUUUAAGAUCAAUUUAGGAAAGUUUGAAGAUCUUGGAUAGCUUCUAAUCAGGAGGUGCUUCAUUAGCUUAAAUGUCUGAGAUUUCAUUGAGAAUGAUCUAAGAUGCAGUAAAAUUGAAGACUACCAAUAUCAUGAGUUAAAUUUCAAGCAUCUUCGCAUAAAUGUUGACUUAGAAUGGAGGGUAUGAAUGAUGCAAUGAAUUUUUAGAUACAUUGAAGUGUUUGAAAGACUUAAGUAAUUAUUGCAAAACUUGGAAUAAAAUUUGUAUACUAAUUUGUAGAAGAUUUCUGAAGAGGAAGACCAAUCCAUUUAAGAAUAUGAUGACAGAAGAGUUCAUUUAGUUGAAUACUACAAUAAUUUGAAGAGAACUGAGAACAAAUUAAGAGAUCACAUCACCACCAUGGAUAUUUGUUAAGAUUAGCAAUCAGCCAUAAUUGACAGUGCCAGAGGAAAGAAGGUAAUUCAAUUGGAGUAAUAUCUUUUAGGUGAGAAAUGGAGAAAUCUUUGACAGUGCUACUAGGAUGUGCAAUGAUUUCGCAUCAGAAUAUGAGAAGGCAACUCAAGUGAGAAAAUAGGAGUUGGAAUUGGUUGAUAAGGUUAAGGCCAAGAUAAUUGAAAGAGGAUCAUGAU